UGCCGGGGUGGUCAGCAUGAGUACCACCAAGCAUGAAGCCCUUCAUGGCACAAGGGUCUAGCUAUCAAGGGAAAUCAUCAAGGUGCAAAGUAUCAAGUGGCAAGCACGCAAGGCAUUUAAGGUGUGUGGAGCACUAUUUACUAAGAGGCAGUUACACGACGGUUACAAGAGAUGGCUAUAAAUAGGUGAAAGGAAAACAAAACAAGGGUUGCACAACCAAACAUUUGACACACAAUGUCAAACUUUUAUAUUUUCUAUGCAAAUUAGCCAUACUCUUUAGUUUUCGGAGUUCUCACCGAACCUCUAUAGGAGUAUGGGUAAUUUAACGUAGCUUGUUCCCAAAAAACCAUAAAAACAUCAAACACCCUCGUUCGAACAUUGUUCGAAGAGUAGUGAACCGUGUUAUUAAUCAUUGUUCAAGAAUUCAAGGUUCAUUAAUUGAGCUCAAACACAAGAUUUUCCUCGUCGGAAAAAAAAUUGGCACACUCGGUGGGACGACUGUGUUUGAUUUGAUGGCUCCUAGGCGAAAGAUUAAGGAAAGCGAUGCUUCGCCAGGAUUUGUGGAGGAGCUAGUGGCCAAAAUUGAAGAUGGACAGUUAGCAGAAGCGGUUUUCUGUGAUAAUGUCGACGGAGAAGCUUUGCCGUCGCCGGCACCAUGCACGACCGUUGAUGUAGUUGCUGCCAUUGGGUCAAUUCACCAAUUCAUGGAGGAAGCCUUGGCUAGAAACACUCUUCAAGUAAAUUCUCAAGUUGAUUGUCUUAACUCCUAUGUAGAUAGGCGUUUAAGUCAAAUUUUUUAUAUUGUAACAAAAAAUAGGAGUGAUUUUGACGAGUUCAACUACUAACAUUGUAAAUUUUUCUCCUGUCGAUGGCCGGAACGACCAACCACGACAAGAUAACUUCCUACCAUAGGUGACAACUCUACCACCCUCUCAUCGUGUGAAUCGCGACGAGAUUCCCGCCACUACUAAAGUGGAGCCAGUCCUUAACAUGGGAGUUAGAGAAUGCCCACACGUUGCAAAAAUUCCGCCAAUACGUUCAACACUCAUGUUGAAAACCCGCCAUCCAUCCCAGUGACAAGAACCUAUGUAGCUCCUGCUAACAUGGUUGGGGGAGGGAGGUUAGGAGUUGGGGAUCAAGUUCCUCCACGUGCUUACCCAACACCCAUACCAACCCAAGUCCAUGGGCAUGGUUUGGACCUCAUGGGGCUCGUACCUCCAGGAGGGGGGGGGGGCAAGAUGCUAGUGCCUAAGAGAUCAGGUGGCUCAAUUCCUAACCGAGCAAUUUGGAUUAAGAGUAAACCCCACCAUGCCACCUAUGUAUCGUAUGCCUUACCCUGAAUGAGUAGAUAGGCUUUAACCAUUCACAAGAGGGUUUAGGGUGCCCGAUUUUUCCACCUUCACGGGUACUGGUGACAAUCCACUGUUGAACAUGUGGGACGGUUUACUGUCCAAUGUGGAGAUGUGGGAGACUUUGUCAAGUGAAGGCAGUUUGGCAACUCGUCGACAAGACAAGAGUUCGCAUGGAAUGUUAACUUGCGGUCUAACUCUGUCCAAACUUGGCAAAAGAUGGAACUAAUCUUCGAUGCUCAAUUCUAUAGGUCUGAGACUGAGGUCUCAAUGGCUGACUUUGCAUGUAUGCGCCAACAGCCAGGGGAGUCAGUUGAGCAUUUCUUGACCAACUUUAAGAAUGCAUAACCGUUGCUUUGUCAACUUGAUAGAAAUGGAUUUUGUCAAGCUUGCACAAGGGGGCUUGAGUUUUGAGUUAAGGAAGAAGUUCCAAGACAAAGUGUUCUCGGACUUGUUCCAACUAAUGUCUUGUGCAAUGAGGUAUGUGUCCUUUCUCCAAGAAGAGGAGAAGAGGAGGAGCGCAUCAAGGGGACAAUACUUCCCCACAAUCAACUACCCUGUCAACCAUGUUGGCCAAGAGCCCAAUGAGGUGGAGGUAGACCUUGUUGAGUUAGCUCCAGGGAAGCCAUAUGUUUGUGCUUCUUUAGGUAUGGCUGAAAAUGAGCCACAGUGGGGCAGACCCAAUAGGGUUCCUAUCUAGCCAUGCAACUACUCCUUUGACGUCUCAAAGGCUUACUUGAUUUUUGACCAACUCUAUAAGGAUGUUCAGAUGAAGUUGACCCCGGGGGGGGGGGGGGGGGGGAUAGUAUACCACCACCCGAGAAAUUAAAAGGGAAGAAGUAUUGUAAGUGGCAUAACAGCAUGUCACAUGUCACUGACUCAUGUGUGGUUUUCCAUAAUAUCUUGCAUAAUGCUAUUUAGAAGGGGUGUAUCAAGUUCUCAGAGUCAAAUAAGGAUGCCAUGUUGGU
Molecule: messenger RNA, 2317 nt
Organism: Linum trigynum
Lineage: Eukaryota; Viridiplantae; Streptophyta; Magnoliopsida; Malpighiales; Linaceae
Source: the annotation of a GenBank genome assembly